CAUCCUUCCCCGCGUCACCAGCUGUGACUCCCAUACCUUUUCUCUCUCUUUCUCUCUCACGCACUCGGGCCGGGAACUUUCUACCACCUCCUCACGCCGUGCAGGAUGUCCGAUUCACGGCAUGGCACAGUCAGAUUUGCCAACUGUUAAUCCAUUCAGAGCAACUCACAUUUGGUGUAAUAUAAUCUUCACCCUGCAGUCAGAAGUGGAGGUUAAGCGACGCAGACAUAAUUUGAAGUCCCACAAUGACUGCUUCCUUGGCUCUGAUGCUGUGGACAUCCUCCUGAGCCACCUUCUGCAGAACAAGUACUUUGACGCUGAGAUCACACGACCGAAAGUGGUGAGGCUCUGCCAAGCUUUGAUGGACCAUAAGGUGUUUGAAGGAGUCAGUACAAAACUCUUUGGCAAAGUUAAGAAGGAGUACCCUUUUGAGGACAGUAGUUACAGUUUAUACCGGUUUACUGCAAUGCACAAGUGGAUUGAUACUGUGAAAGAGAACUCGGACACUGCCUUGUCUCCUCAAGCACAACUAACCUCUAGAUUCAAUGGCUGGGCUGGCAGGCCAGUUAACUUUCCUGCAUCAGAUACAAGCUCUGACCACUCAAUAGUAGAACUGCUUGAUAAUUUGAGUUUAAAACCGGUGAAUUCUCGUAUUGAAACUUCAAGUCUGCCUCCAACAGUAGUCAAUGAGAUAUGGCAGGAACAAACAAUGUUGCGUCUCCUGCAACUUAUUGAGCUUCCAGUCUUGGAUUCACUUCUGGACAGAAAAGAGCACCGGACAAAAUCAGAGAAUUCAAGCAGCAGUGUGGUUACCAGUGGCUUACUGGAUCGGGAAAUCCUCAAGGCUUUCAGUGAUUCUCAGGAUGAUGAGUGGCUGUCGGCUACAAUUUGUUUACUGGAGUAUUUCCCUGAUACCACAGUGGUGGAAAUCAGUAGGAACUUUCCAGAACCAUCCUGCGACAUAGACCAGUGUAAAAUGAUGCUUUUUGAUGCCAUUGCUAAAUAUUACAGCCAGACCAAAAAACCUCUCCUUACCAGUGAUCUCUUUGACAUCCACACAGGAGUGACAGAGCUUAUUGUAAAUGGCAAGUUUGAACAGGCAUUAGAAGCCACCCAACUUUGUCUGAAACUUAUGAAUGCCAGUAAUCGGGAAGAACUAAGGAGACUGUUGCAUUUCAUGGCCAUUGCUGCUGAUCCAACAUCCAUUGCGUUGAAGAAUGGGGUCAACAAUAGAAUUGUGAUGAAAAGGACUUUCAGUAAAGCCAUCGUUUUUAACAAGAACCUACCAAAAGGGAAAGCUGAUCUCUUGGUGUUGUUUCUACUUGAUCAUCAGAAAGAUGUCUUUAAGGUUCCUGUGGCUUUACACAAAAUGGUGAGUGAGAAGUUGAUGCUCAUUCAGUGCGGAAAGGAUCCAGACUUUAGUACAGGACACACUUUCUGCGAGAGGUUAAGUCUUUCUGCAUGUGAAAGCAACAUGCGAAAGACCACCAGAGAUGAACUGUUACUGCUACUUAAGACUAUUGAUGAAAACACACAGCUGUCUGCUAAAGAGAAAAAGAAGGUCCUCACUCAGUUCAACAAGAGUCACCCUGCUAUAUUUAUUCAGUAUUUCUUUGAUCCUCAGAGGAAACAUUAAUUUUAUCAAUGUACUGUAUAUAUGUAUAAUUAAGUUAAUUAUAAAAAGUUAAAAUUAUUGAACAUUUUAUAAGAUUGAAUGAAUAAAGUUUGAAAUUUUAUUUAA
Messenger RNA from Mobula hypostoma (lesser devil ray), 1741 nucleotides. RefSeq names its product DEP domain containing 7, paralog a (gene depdc7a). The record is from RefSeq and is a predicted model, not a curated record. Lineage: Eukaryota; Metazoa; Chordata; Chondrichthyes; Myliobatiformes; Myliobatidae. The coding region runs from base 122 to 1636 and encodes 504 amino acids. Gene Ontology annotation, biological process: intracellular signal transduction. The transcript is spliced from 9 exons.